AAUUAAAUUUACCGACAAGGGUAAAAUUGUAGUGACAAUUUCAAUGCAAUUACAAGAUAUCAUUAAUGAGGACAAAGAUAAACAGGCUUACGGUCAAAGCAUUAAAAAAGGAAAUUUGUUGGUUGAAUUAUAUGACACUGGCAUUGGCAUAGAUCCAGAAUAUAUAAAACAUGCAUGGCAAAGCUACUCACAAAGCGACAUGUCAAUGACUAAGGCGCAAGAUGGUACAAGACUUGAUCUUUCAAUUUGUGAAAGUUUAAUUAAAAUUAAUGGAGGUGAAAUUAAAGUAGAAAGUCAAUUAGGAAAAGGAAGUAAAUUUUGGUUUACAUGGAAUGUUGAAUUAAUAUCAAUAGCUUCUUCAUCAUUAAAUACUACUCAUUUUAAUCAAAUAAGUCAUGCGUUACCUCAUUUUAUGAAACAAAAACGGAUAUUAAUCAUUCAUCCACUUAAAGAUGCAAGAAAUGCAUUAUUGAAUUAUCUUAAAGUAAUUGAAAAAAUUGAUGCAUUUGAUACCUUUGAUGAAG
This is a messenger RNA of Racocetra persica, 524 nucleotides long. NCBI's taxonomy places the organism in Eukaryota, Fungi, Glomeromycota, Glomeromycetes, Diversisporales, Gigasporaceae. The record is from the annotation of a GenBank genome assembly.